This is a messenger RNA of Mercenaria mercenaria, 3018 nucleotides long. RefSeq lists its product as uncharacterized. Bases 1390 to 2214 code for a protein of 274 amino acids. NCBI's taxonomy places the organism in Eukaryota, Metazoa, Mollusca, Bivalvia, Venerida, Veneridae. The transcript is spliced from 3 exons. The record is from RefSeq and is a predicted model, not a curated record.
UGUGUGGCAACAAUAUUCUGGAUGAUGCUAAACUACCCUAUUGCGAAUAUGAAUGUCCAGGACACAUGGCGGAGUUCUGUGGAGGCGUGAAAAAGAUGUAAGUAUAUGAAAUACAGUGUAUGUAUUAUUUUAAAAAUUUGUUUCUAAUCAUAUCAUUUUAUAUCGUAUUUUAUUUAUUUCAAACAUUUCACAUAAAAUCUCAAGAAAGAAAGAAGUAUUUAGAAUAAAGAGGAAUUUAGAAUAUUGUAUUGAGUAGCAAAAAUUAAUAAAUGAUGUGCAUCUCCUCCAAAAUGUUUGUAUAAUUAUGUAAUUUUAUAGUGAAAGUUUUCUAUACCAAGCCUUUUGCAAUGUAUCUGGAAUAGUAUAAUUGUUGAUAAUGAAACGAAUAAAGAUCGAUCUGAAAGAUCAUUUUAACCUUGGACUAUUAUGAUAUGGAGACAGUUGGUAUUUAUUUCUAUCAAAUAAGUUCAAAACUUUACAUCAGUAUUAAUCAUAAAAACAUAGGCAGUAAAGUUGUCUUACUAUUUGUCAUCACAGAUGUUCAAUAUAAGUCAACUACAAUGCCACCUAUUACAGGUACGACAAAAUACUGCUUAAAGAAGCGUAUAUAGAGAAUGUUUGAUUGCUUUUUGUCAGGAAUUAGGUUUAUCCGAUAACAUGAAGAAAAAAUUAUCCAUUCCGAGUCUCCUCUAAAUUUCAAACCAAUAUUUAAAAACGGUACAAAUGCGCAAUGUCAAUUCACUUAGGCAUUAAAAGCCGUCACCGUACCGUAUCAUAUUGAGGUAUACUAGUAUGAAGUAGACUUAUCUUAAUAUUUUUCUUGUUGUUCUCAUAAACUGACAGAAUGUUUGAACGAUCUUCACCUCAUUCGAACACUUAACCGAGAAUACAAUGCCUACUGUGCAAGUACUUGAAACAGUAAUGCGUAAGUUGUAUUGAUUGAAUAAACAUUAUUUGACCCUAUAAACAAAUCGUUUAUACGACAAGCAGAUAUCGGCCUGAUAAAUGUAGUGGCGGGAAACAGUUUCUCUCAUUUUACGGUUUGAAGUUUUGCAAAUUAGUAUUUUAGAUCUGUUAUAACCAAAAUUAUCAUAGCUUGAUCAUCAUUUUAGUUACAGAGAGGGAAACACUUAACGCUUAUGGAUGUCCCUCUGAGACUUCUGUCCUUGCUUUUCUUUUCCAUCUCAAGUCUUCGUAGGAGCAUACUCAAAGUUUGAGAAUGGUAAUUUGGGUCGCAAUAGGUUGAAAAAGCCUAAAAAUCUUCGGUUAACUGAAAAAGCUUUUACGAUCAAAAGUAUUGGGGGCAAACCAUAUGCUGGCACCCAAACUCAAAAUUUGGGGAAUGAAGAGAUCCCCUUCCCCCAUCAGUGCACCCCCACUCCUACGCCUAUGGUUUUCUUCUCUCAUCAUUCUGUUCUGUAUAUUUCAUCAAUGUUAACAAUAUGCAACCAGCAAUUAUUUAUUUAUGUUCUUUACGACAUUGUAGUUCAAAGAACAGAAACAAUAAAAGAAGAAAUAACAACAAAAACAUCAGGAAUAGAAUUAUCAAGCACAAUAGAACCGAUUACAUUGCUAGAAAUAACAAACGUAUCACAUGAAGGUACCGUCGAAACAUUUAUUGAAAAGAGCACUCUUCAAACAGAGAAGACUGGAGGUAUUUCAACAACUACCGCAGUUUCUGUUGCUCUUGCAAGUGUGGUUGUAUGUCUUGGGACCAUUGUACUGGCCAUUUACCAGGUUUUGAGGCUUCGGCGAGAUAGAAGUGUAUCUUAUAGCAGAGAUCAUAACAACGCGUCUGUACAGAGCUGUCAUAAUUCCGUGAGAGUGAAGAAUGCAAGUAACACAAACCUAUUUGAAACACAAUUUGACAAACCGAAUAAUAAUCAGCACGUCGUCGAUAUUGUCACAGAGAAGUUCAACUCAAGAUCAAUAGCUGAAGUUGGUAAAACACAGAGCUCAGUAUUUCUAGCCCAUACAUGCCAUACUGCUUACGACCAGACAAAAGCAAACGUGAGAAGUCUGAAACGGAAUUAUGUGGCGGAACAUUCAUAUCUAAAUGCUGUGCGAACAACGGAGGUUGUUCCACGCGAUAUCAAGUAUCCGAAUAACAAGGGGAACUGUGUAAAUUGUGUAUGUGAGUCGUCUGAUAGUACUGAGUCAAGACUGAAUGAGGAAGAUGGUCAUCACUAUUUCAUACUUGAACCCAUGAAUUGACUAUGAUCAAGACAAAAUCCGUGUGCUUUCGGAUAUACAUUUAUAUAUGUCAGUAACCACAUUGAGGAGCAACAGCAUCCGCUCAAGAUCAUUGCUUUCAAUUAGAAAUCAUAUCGAAAUGCUAUUUUACAUGUGUAGUAUCUUACGAACAAACUGAUUGUUUCUUAAAGCCACUUGAAAGGACCGGAAUGAGAUUUAUAUGCUCCCAAAUAUACGCAAAAUGUUGUCAAAUACAUAUGCCGAUAGAUUUAAUGAUAAUUGCGCGUAAAUGUAAUGAAGUUAAAUCAUUUUAAAUGCAGAUAUACUAAAUUAUAAAUGUCAAGUUAUUCAGUCUAAUGUUUUCUUCAAAACUGACCUUCUCAACAAAGACCAUUUAUCUGUAAGUAAGGAUUUGGAAUUUACAAAAUUUUGUGGUACAGGUUUCUCGUGCUCUAUAUUAAGUAACGUAGUUAAUGUAUAGGUUCUUACGGGUCAUUGUGGUCAUUCGAGGUUACUAAUGGACUGCGUACAAGAUAAUCAACUCAGCCAUCCACCCUUUGUGCUUUUGCCUAUCAGUUGUAUACAUAGUUCAACUGUACUUUUUCUUUUGCUGCCUGUUUCAUGUUUUGAAGGCAAGAAAGAGGUGAGCUUUGCGCAGGAUUUUUUUUUCACAGUGUUUGUAAAACAUAGAACAUUGACUUGAGAGUACGGAAUAGUUCCGGACUGUUUAAUUACUGGAAUAUCAUUAAUCCCAAUUAUGAUUUUUGUUUUCAGUGUAUAAUGUUAGUGACUGUGAAUUUCCAAAGUUUAAAGGGGCUUUGUUUG